Molecule: messenger RNA, 1617 nt
Organism: Lolium perenne
Lineage: Eukaryota; Viridiplantae; Streptophyta; Magnoliopsida; Poales; Poaceae
Source: RefSeq, a predicted model, not a curated record
AUGGGCACGCCCUUCCCGAAGAUCCCGAUUGUGGACUCGGUGAAGAAGUGGCAGAUGUCCUUCUUCUACGUGCGGAGCGAGAACCCGGUGUUCGACCGGCUCAACGUGCCGGAGUACAACCCGGGUUGUGUCACGGAGGGCCGGCUGUGCGCCGAGGACCUCCUCUGCACCUACGCCGACCGCCGGGUGCUGCCUCUGCAGGCACGCGCCUUCUCCAGAGGGAAGAAGCGGGCCAGCGAGCGGUCCACGGCCGCGCUGGAGGCGAAGGUGAAGAAGCAGCGCCGGCAGGGACCCAAGAAGGUUCCAGAGACGGCCGGGGCUGCUAUAAAAUUUUCCAAGGGCGGCGGUUCUCGGCCGGCUUCCCGCGUCGUGCUGCCCGCUCCGCGACCGAGGAGGGAGCCGACGCCGCAGCCUACAUCGCGUGCGCGCACGCCACCCCUUAUCGUAUCGCCUGUGGUUACGCCUCCUUCCGCGGGGGCGUCUUCUUCAGCUGCACCUUCUCCUACGGCGCCUAGCUCCGGCGCUCAGGGUGAGCCGGCUCGCCGCUCUGGCCAGCCCACUCUUGACGAUCUCUUCCCGCGCCGCACUCGGCUUCUGGAGCCUGCGGGCGGAGCCGGCAGAGGUGCACCCGGCGGGGCCGGAGCUGGCGGGGCUGUGCCGCCUGUGUCUGGAGUUGGCGGGGCUGCGCCCAACGUCGUCGUGCUAGAUGAGAGCCCGGAGGGGGCACCGCAGGCGCCAGGGUCAGCGGUCCCAACCGAGCCGACUGCUUCAACCGUGCCGCCUCCAUCCUCGGAGCCGACGAGGGAGGAGCCGGCCAGGGAGGAGCCGGCCAGGGAGGAGCCAGCGCGCUCGAGCGAGGCCGAUGCUCGGGCAUUGGUGAGGACGGAGGGCCCGACGGGGCCGCCUCAAGGUCUUCAUGUGGCCAAGGGCGCCCGACUGCUGAACGUGGUGUCCGCCUCCGACUCCAGCCUCGGCUCGGCCGGCACUAUGGAGAAGGCAUGGCACCAGGCGGAUGCCUGCGAGGUGUCCAACCGGGAUGGGCGUCCAGGCGUGGCGCCCAUGAACAUGUCCUUCUCUGGCUUCCGCGCCCACCUCAAGACCAAAGCCGCCGAGACCGACGCCCACCUGGCGCGGCUGGAGGAGGCCGACAAGGCCGAGGAGGAGAAGGUGGAGAGCCUGCGCAAGCGGCUGGAGGAGGUGGACCGGCAGCGGCUGCAACUCCGGGACGAGGUGACUACCAAGUCCAACGAGUUGUCGGCCACCACCAAGCGGUUGGUGGAGGAGAUUAGCGCGCUCGACUGCGGCUUGGCGGCGGCCUUCCCCGAGGAGCAAGCGGCGGCACUAGCAGCAGUCAGCGAGGCGCGAGAUGCCCGGAGGCGGGAGACCGGCGAGGGAAGCUCCGACUGCUUCUCCAUGGAGGACUAUCUGGCAUCCAUGGCCACCCGCGUCGCGCCGAUUACGAUGCUCGGCUGGGAGCUCCGGAAGGCGGCGGAAGAGCUGAUCCGGCUGCUAUGGCCAACGGAGACGCUACCGAAGGACCUCGCCAACCUCAUCACCUGGCUUGACAAGGCGCCCGACCGCUUCCUCGACUGGAAGGAGUCCGCCGCGCUUCGUUAA